AUUUGGUACAUGAGUAAUUCGGAAAAGCUCACUAACACAUUCUGGGUUGCUUCAGCUUCAACACCGACUUUGAUCAUCGACAAAGAGAGCCACACCGUUCUUACUUGGUUCACAAAUGCAUCAAUAACAUCCUACAAUCCUGCGUAUAUAUCAUCUAAGUUCAAACAAGAAAAUCUCGUGAUCUUUCUUUAAUUCAUGUUUUAGUCCGGACAGCUGGUAGAGCACAAAAAAUGGAGAAGGUUCACCAAAUGGUAAAGGACGAAAGGAUCAUGAAGAUUGAGAUUCCUGGCGAUGGCAGUUCCACGCCCGAAGUGUGCUCGGGUGGGCUGACUCGUCAAACGAGCAUCACCAAGACAAACUGCCUUUGCUCACCAACCACUCAUCCCGGUUCUUUUCGAUGUCGAAUGCACCGGUCUCUUUCGCUACAACGUACCAAGAGUAUUGAGGCUGCGGCUCUACAGGACGCUCCGGCUAAGCCAUCAGAUUCCCUUAGAGCCACUAAGUAGAUUCAUGGAUGAACAUGAUACCAUGGCAUUUCUCUUGGUUGUUCUAAUGUAAUCAAUAUAGAUGGGAGUACGUAGGGUUCUUAAACUUACGUAUAAAUUUUGUAUUUUAAACUGCUUCGCUUUACGCCUCAACUAUCGGUUGGCAAACAAAGAGAGGCAUAUGAUGUUCAUGUGGCUUGUUUCUUUUACAACAAAUAAUUAAAAUACUCCCACUAUUUCAUAAUAAAUGUUAUUUUAACU
Molecule: messenger RNA, 746 nt
Organism: Brassica oleracea var. oleracea
Lineage: Eukaryota; Viridiplantae; Streptophyta; Magnoliopsida; Brassicales; Brassicaceae
Exons: 3
Coding region: 231-506 (91 amino acids)
Source: RefSeq, a predicted model, not a curated record